AUGCCCAAUGCAUCCCCCGAACGCGGUCUCACGUGCUGGCUCCUCGACACCCGCCCCCUCUGGCCAGGCACCAAGAUCGCAGAAGCAGUGCGUCCCGCCCCCGAAGCACUCUCCCUCAUCAGCCCCUCAGAAAGACAAACAUGCCUCCGAAAAUACCACAUCGCCGACGCAAAAAUGAGCCUCGCCUCCGCCCUCCUCAAACGGCUCUUCAUCCACCUUACCCUCUCCAUCCCCUGGUCCUCCAUAACCCUCGGCCGCAAGCGCGACCCCACACACGGCAAGCCCUGCGCCCUCAUCGCGUCCGGCACCUCCUCUGCCCCCGCCCCCGUCGAAUUCAACGUCUCGCACCAAGCCGGCCUCGUCGUGCUAGUCGGCUGCCGCACAGACAUCCUCGACGUCGAUCUCGGGGUUGACAUCGUAUGCGUGAACGAGCGGGGCGGGGAUCUGAGCAUGAUCGACGCCGAGGGCUGGGAGGCAUGGGUGAAUAUGUACGCGGAGCUCUUCUCACCCGAGGAAAGCUUCGACAUGAAAUUCAACUGCGACGCCUUCCCCCUCAACGACGGCACACUCAUAACCCCCGAUAUCCUAGGCCGCCACGACCGCGUGUGCGCCCGCGGUGAGGCGCUGAGCGUCACGCUACCUAACGGGCAGACACGCACAUUCGACUCCGACCUCGUCAUCGACGCUAAACUGCGCCGUUUCUACGUCUUCUGGGCGUACAAGGAAGCGUAUAUUAAGCUUGACGGCGAGGCUCUGCUGGCGAAUUGGAUCCCCCAGCUGGAAUUCAAGGGUGUGCGGGCGCCGCGGCCGGGGACUCCGGCUAGAUGUAGUACGCAUGGGGUGUGGGGCGAGCGCGUGGGCGAUACGGCGGUGUGGUUUAGACAUGAGUUGUUGCCUGAUACGAGGAUGGAGGUUUGUGCGUUUGAGGAGAACUAUAUGAUUGGGGUUGCGGCGAAGGAUCGUGGGUGGUUGGGGGGGGUGGGGAGGGAGGGGGGGUUGCCGGAGGUGUUGACGGGGUUUGUGGGACUGCAUCUUGAGAGCGAUGUUUUGGAGGUUGCGAGAAGGGGUGGGUAG
Molecule: messenger RNA, 1074 nt
Organism: Dothidotthia symphoricarpi CBS 119687
Lineage: Eukaryota; Fungi; Ascomycota; Dothideomycetes; Pleosporales; Dothidotthiaceae
Product: phosphopantetheinyl transferase
Exons: 2
Coding region: 1-1074 (357 amino acids)
Cellular component (GO): cytosol
Molecular function (GO): holo-[acyl-carrier-protein] synthase activity; magnesium ion binding
Source: RefSeq, a predicted model, not a curated record